UUUGUUUGCUCUUGUUUAAGUUAAUUUCCUCGUUCCUGGCGUAUCAAAACAAACACGCGAUAUCUUAGUGUAUAGAGUUUGUACUGUACUAAGAAAGCAACAUUCAUUGCAUUGUUAAAACUUGUGCUUUGUAUUGAGGAGGCAAAAGCCUAAAGCAACUACAUCAAGAUGGGUAAAGGAUUUAACAAUUAUAUGUGCAAGAAAUUUUUCCAUCCGGCAUCGCGGGAUAACCUAAAACGGGUAUGGAUGGCGGAACAGCAAGCAGAGGCUUACAAAAAAAAGCAGGAAGAACUGCGUAAUCAGUACGAGAAGGAACAAGAGCUGCAUGAUAACAAAGCCAUUCUUAGUCGCGACAGUAAGGAUAAAUUGAGUGUCAAUUUUAUGUACGAGCUACCACCAGGGAUGAAGAAGGAACAGGAACAAGAAUCAAAUGAAUUGGAGUGUAAAUUCGAAUGGCAACGUAAAUACAAUGCUCCUCGCGAAAGUUAUUGCAAAGGAGACACAGAAAUACGUGACCAACCCUUCGGUAUUCAGGUGCGCAACGUACGCUGCAUAAAAUGCCACAAAUGGGGUCACAUUAACACGGAUAAAGAGUGUACGAUGUACAGCCUGUCUAUGAGCGAAGCGAAAAAAAUUCAUUCUGAAGCAGAAGCAAACCAAACACUUUCGAAGUGUGAGUUGGAGCAACAGCUUCGAGAAGAUGGAUUGGCAAUGAAACGCAGCGCCAAGGAAGCAGUUACGUUGCACAAACUAAUUGGAGAACCAGAAAUAGAGCAGUUGGCCCCGGAAACUGAAUUUAUACGGUCGCUUACGAAAAAGCAGAAAAAAAAACUUUUGAAAAAGCUUGAAAAGAUUGAAAAGAAACAACUGUCAGCAAAAAGGAAGCAUUUGAGGAAACGAUCUACAAGUACAAGUUCUUCUUCAUCAUAUUCUCAUGAUUCAAAGGAUGUCAUUAAGCGUUCUUCGAAAAAGAAAAGUAAGACGGAAGCUUACUGGAACGAAAAAAGCAGCGAAAAGCGACAAACAUAUCGAAACCGCAGUCGUUCACCGCCGGCUAGGACUGAUCGUGCUACCCAUAGCCGUAGAGACCAGCGUAAUAGACGUUAAUCAAGUUGUCAUUCAACGAACACUUAUCGUUGAACGAAGACAAUAGCUCCUAAUAUUUUCUGUAAUUUCCCCUGCCAAUAUACUUUUCGGAACGUAUUUUUAAAAUGAACCAUUUAUUAUUUCACGUAUUGAAAAACUGAAUCGUUUAUUGUAUCAUGUAUCGAAAAACUAAACACCUUGCGCUCAACAUAUCAUUCUCUAUUGUAUCCACAAAAAUAAA
Messenger RNA from Anopheles cruzii, 1327 nucleotides. RefSeq names its product corepressor interacting with RBPJ 1. Gene Ontology annotation, molecular function: transcription corepressor activity. The transcript has 3 exons. Bases 169 to 1107 code for a protein of 312 amino acids. NCBI's taxonomy places the organism in Eukaryota, Metazoa, Arthropoda, Insecta, Diptera, Culicidae. The record is from RefSeq and is a predicted model, not a curated record. Gene Ontology annotation, cellular component: nucleus. Gene Ontology annotation, biological process: negative regulation of DNA-templated transcription.